This is a messenger RNA of Rodentolepis nana, 870 nucleotides long. The record is from the annotation of a GenBank genome assembly. NCBI's taxonomy places the organism in Eukaryota, Metazoa, Platyhelminthes, Cestoda, Cyclophyllidea, Hymenolepididae.
AUGAAGUUUUCUGAGCACUUAUCGGCUCAUAUAACGCCCGAAUGGCGAAAGCAAUAUAUAGAAUACGAGGCUCUUAAAGGUGUUCUCUAUAAAGGCCUUGAUGAUUUUGAAACUCUUCCAGUUGUUGAUGCUAUCUCCGUCGCCAAACAUUUCGACAAAAGUGACGCUGUAUUUUUUGCAAUGUGUCAAGCCGAACUUGACAAGAUUAACAACUUUUUUGCAGAAAAGCUUGCCGAAGCUAAGAGAAAGUUUGCGGCACUUAGAGGUGAAUUUGACCGGCAUUUUUCUGAUCGCCAUCGUGCAACAUUUUCCUCCUUUUACAUAAGUAGCCCUGCUGUACAUAUUAAUGAUGAUGGUGGUGAUGAACAAGAUGGGGAUACGAGUUUAUAUCAGACAGCUGAAGGAACUCCUGAUUACAAGCAAAGCUCCGUCUCUCAGAUCGACGAUAUGGAUUUGUUACGCCGUCGAAGGAAUACAUUCCGGUUAAGAAAAAGCGAAAAGGGAACUGAAAGCAGUGCUCAACAAGUUGGUCAAAAUGAAGAUACACCACGGUUAAAAACUUACGAGCUAAAGCUUGCGCUUAGUGAAUUCUAUCUUAGUCUUGUAUUACUUCAGAACUAUCAGAGUCUGAAUUACACCGGCUUUCGAAAGAUUCUUAAAAAGCAUGAUAAGCUUUUCCAAAGGUCCAAUGGUCUGGAGUGGUAUGAUGAGGUCAUUUCAUAUGAACCUUUUCAUACAGAUGAUUCGGUCGAUUCCAUGAUUACCGAAGUCGAGGAUGCCUUCACAAAGUUGGAAGGAGGCGAUCGUCAGAAAGCCAUGAAACGUCUUCGUGUCCCUCCCUUAGCAGCUCAGCCUCACCGUCUUCAUUAG